This is a messenger RNA of Dentiscutata erythropus, 231 nucleotides long. The record is from the annotation of a GenBank genome assembly. NCBI's taxonomy places the organism in Eukaryota, Fungi, Glomeromycota, Glomeromycetes, Diversisporales, Gigasporaceae.
UUAUCUCCAAACACUUUAGCUCGAUGGGCAAAAGAAGUAGCAGAAAUCUCCAUGCAAGAUAAUUUACCUCAAUUUUUAAAUCGGUUUAGCUUGUAUGGAAUUUUAGUAGAUAAAAAUACCAGAGGAGAAAAAAAAUAUAACUUUAACCUAGACCGUUGUUCAGUAUCUAUAGUGUUAUUAAGUGUUGGAGAAGCAAUUAAUAAAAAUUUAUUAAAUCCAUCACAAUGUUAA